Messenger RNA from Ceratotherium simum simum (southern white rhinoceros), 2936 nucleotides. RefSeq names its product zinc finger protein 483 (gene ZNF483). Gene Ontology annotation, biological process: negative regulation of transcription by RNA polymerase II; regulation of cytokine production; regulation of immune system process. Gene Ontology annotation, cellular component: nucleoplasm. Gene Ontology annotation, molecular function: RNA polymerase II cis-regulatory region sequence-specific DNA binding; DNA-binding transcription repressor activity, RNA polymerase II-specific. The record is from RefSeq and is a predicted model, not a curated record. Lineage: Eukaryota; Metazoa; Chordata; Mammalia; Perissodactyla; Rhinocerotidae.
CGCCGGCUUGCGCGCGCAGCUCCUGCAGGACCAGCUUCUAGAAGCUCAUUGCGGUGGCGUUGGUCGUGGCUGCGUGUCCUGCGGCAGUUUCUGCAAAGCCAUAAACUGCAUCGUUGGAACCCUUGAUAUUUUGCCGUCUGUAGUGCCUGUUGGUGGACUGUGCUGAUAUUCAACUAGAGUCUAAAGGGGACUGGCUUCCUGCUGGUGACAGACGUUGCAAGCUGUAGUACCCUUGAACGUGAUGACAGCCAUCUCCCCAGACCCUCAAACUCUGGCCUCAAGUGAACAAAACAAGGUCCUAAGAAUGGAGACUCCCGGGAAUCCAGAAGCUGUCCUAAGAGGAGACACUGCUGACCCAGAGUCUUUCAGACAGAGGUUCAGGUGGUUUUGUUACUCAGAAGUGGCUGGACCCAGGAAAGCCCUGAAUCAACUCUGGGAGCUCUGCAUUCAGUGGCUGAGACCAGACAUCCACACGAAAGAACAAAUUUUAGAGCUUUUGGUGUUUGAGCAAUUCCUGACCAUUUUGCCUGGGGAGAUCAGGAUUUGGGUAAAGUCACAGCAUCCUGAGAGUAGUGAGGAAGUGGUGACCCUAAUAGAGGAUUUGACUCAAAUGCUUGAAGAAAAGGAAGAUCCAGUGUCUCAAGAUUCUCUUAAUUCCCAAGAAGAGAACCGUGAAGAAGAUAAAACAGUUUCUGUCCCUUCAAAUACUGAGUCAUGGGAAUCCAUGACAUUGAAGGAUGUGGCUGUGAACUUUUCCAGAGGAGAGUGGAGGAAGCUGGAGCCUUUUCAGAAGGAGCUGUAUAAGGAAGUGCUGCUGGAGAACUGUAGGAACCUAGAGUUUGUGGGCUUUCCAGUUUCCAAAUUAGAUUUGAUUUCCCAGCUAACGUGGGCUGAACUACCAUGGUUGCUGCAAAAAGAAGUCUUAAAAGGCUCCAGAUCAGAGUGUAAACCUAGAGGUGAAUUGAAGGAAUCUGUUCGAAAUCAAGAUGUUCUUAUGGAAGAAUCAACUUUAGAUAAAAUAAUAGAAAGAUACCUAACGGGUGGUGAUUAUGGCUUGAUGGGAGAAUCCUCGAGACGUUAUGGCAGAUUAGAGGAGGAUCGUAGCAGUAAGGAAUAUUCGCAAGUAGCAGUCACACAAAGGAAAACUCACGGGAGAGGCAAAAAGGGUGAGGAAUUUGACCCAGAAAAGAGCUCCUAUGGAAGUAGUUUCAAGCAAACUUCAGACAUAAUUAAACAUCUGAGAGUCUACUUAAGGAAGAAAUCUCGGAGGUAUAAUGAAUGCAAGAAGCCCUUCAGUUUUCAUUCAGACCUUAUUCAGAACCGCAAAGAACACAAUGGAGAAAAGCCACGGAAGUGUAAUGAAGUCAGGAAAGUCUUAAGUCAUUCUUCAUCUCUUACUGAACAUCAGAAACAUCAGAAAAUUCAUUUGGGGGAUAAGUCCCAGAAGUGCAGUAACUGUGGGGUAGCCUUUAUUCAAAGGUCCUCCCUUAGUAGGAAAAAACACUCUACGUGUGAAAAAUGUCGGAAAGAUUUAUGUCAAGACACCACCUUGAAUAAAGAUGAGGGAACUGAGACUGAAGAAAAAACCCAUAAAUGUAGCAAAUGUGGAAAAGCCUUUGGCUACAGUGCCUCACUGACCAAACACAGGAGAAUUCACACUGGGGAGAAACCCUACAUGUGCAAUGAAUGUGGAAAAGCUUUCAGUGACAGCUCAUCACUCACACCACAUCAUAGAACUCAUAGUGGAGAGAAACCCUACAAAUGUGAUGAUUGUGGAAAAGCUUUCACCCUGAGUGCCCAUCUCAUUAAACAUCAGAGAGUUCAUACUGGAGAAAAACCCUAUAAAUGUAAAGAUUGUGGGAGACCCUUUAGUGACAGUUCAUCUCUUAUUCAACAUCAGCGAAUUCAUACUGGAGAGAAACCCUACACAUGUAAUAACUGUGGAAAAUCCUUCAGUCAUAGCUCAUCCCUUUCCAAACAUCAGAGAAUUCAUACUGGAGAGAAACCCUAUAAAUGUGGUGAGUGUGGAAAAGCCUUUAGACAGAAUUCUUGCCUUACCAGACAUCAGAGAAUUCACACUGGAGAAAAACCAUAUUUGUGUAAUGAUUGUGGGAUGACUUUCAGCCAUUUUACAUCUGUCAUUUAUCAUCAGAGACUUCAUUCAGGAGAAAAACCCUACAAAUGUAACCAGUGUGAGAAAGCCUUCCCUACCCAUUCACUCCUUAGUCGUCAUCAGAGAAUUCAUACUGGUGUAAAACCUUAUAAAUGUAAAGAAUGUGGCAAAUCGUUCAGUCAGAGUUCAUCUCUUAAUGAGCAUCAUCGUAUUCACACUGGAGAGAAACCCUAUGAAUGUAACUAUUGUGGAGCGACCUUUAGUCGAAGCUCAAUCCUUGUGGAACACCUGAAAAUUCAUACUGGAAGGAGGGAAUAUGAAUGUAAUGAGUGUGAGAAGACAUUUAAAAGUAAUUCAGGCCUCAUCAGACAUCGGGGAUUUCAUUCUGGAGAGUAAUUCUUGGAAGAUAGUAGGGUGGGGGGAAACUUAGUCAAAAUGGUCCCUUGUUAAAAAUCUGGGAUGUAAACUACCACAGCAUUAAUUAGUAGCUGCAACUUGGAUGGGUUGGCAGCUAGGAAGAAUAUACUUUUUCCCAUUGACCCCUCUUUCAAGGAUGUCAACUUUUAGUAGAUGGUCAUUAGGGUUGAUGAAGUCAUGUGGAAAGUGAAGAAAGUAGUAUGAGAUGAGAAAUGAUUCUGAAAGGCCAAAUGUGAAUUUAAAAAGCAGGGGAGGGGUGCACGGGACCCACCUUAUAACCUCUUUUCUUCAGAUUUCCCUCCCUUCUAGCCUCCUCUUCCACUGCCAUGUAGUGUAAUAGAAAGAGAGCUUGACCCGGGUCAGAUAGCCUGGGUUCUGUCCCAAUUUGCUGACCCACUAGCUUUGU